Homalodisca vitripennis (glassy-winged sharpshooter) is the source of this 3907-nucleotide messenger RNA. RefSeq lists its product as uncharacterized. Bases 6 to 3749 code for a protein of 1247 amino acids. The transcript is spliced from 43 exons. The record is from RefSeq and is a predicted model, not a curated record. Gene Ontology annotation, biological process: multicellular organism development; cell differentiation. NCBI's taxonomy places the organism in Eukaryota, Metazoa, Arthropoda, Insecta, Hemiptera, Cicadellidae. Gene Ontology annotation, molecular function: protein binding.
GUGCGAUGGUUCCAAGAGGUUCUUGUGCUCGUGUCGGAGCGCUCGCGCUCGCACUUGCUCUCUCUGUCAUCACUCCCAGAGUGAGUGGAAAUGGAGGAGGGGGGUUAUGCCCGGCUAGCUCCUCUACUACAGACCGGUCCCCGGUGUGUGGACACAACCCCCAGGGUGGCUACCAGACAUUCUCCAGCAUAUGUUCUCUGUUGUGCAGUGCGGGCGAUUGGAACUUAGCUCACGUUGGAGACUGCAAGCCCAGAGAGCUCGACGACCACUGCCGCCCGGACUACCUCCCUGUCUGCGGAUACAGCCCGACCAAGGGAUACAAGUCUUUUACCAACAUGUGCUACCUUUAUCUGGAGAACGGCUGCAGUUACGGAGAUUAUACGUUGGCUCACCAAGGAAUGUGCACGAAUAACGAAGUGCCACCUGCCGUAUGCCAGGUCAAGUGUGAGCGCCUAUACCAGCCGGUGUGCGGUUACAGUGCUUCCAGAGGGUACCGGACCUUCCCGUCAGAGUGCUCGCUAGGGCUAGAGAACUCCUGCCAUCACGCUGAUUACGUACAAUGCCAUUCUGGAGAAUGUUCGAAAGAAGAAAUUGAAAAGAACUGCAAACGAACUUGUCCGCAAGUCGUCAUUCCCGUGUGUGGCAAGAGUCCCACCAGAGGUUACAAGACCUUCACCAACGUCUGUCUCUUCUUCUUGGAUAACAGUUGUCCAACACUAGGUGGAGAUUACGACCUGGCUCACACAGGAGAAUGCACGAAAGAAGAGAUUGACAAAUGUUGCCAGCCAGGGUUCUGCCCUACAUCUUACAGCCCAGUCUGUGGUCUCAGCCCUACCAAGGGAUACUCUACGUUCGACAACACGUGCUUCCUCCACUUCGAGAACAACUGUAACAACGGAGAUUUUGCGCUACAACAUUCUGGUCCAUGCACAAGAGAAGAGAUCAAUAAAUGCCAAGUCUCCUGCACGUUACAGUAUGAACCUGUGUGUGGACUCAGUCACAAGAAAGGGUACAAGACUUUUGGGAAUAGAUGCUCCCUGACUCAAGAAAAUACAUGUUUUAAGGACGAUUACGUUUUGGAACAUGACGGGGAGUGUUCGAAGGAAGAGCUUGAGACGAUCUGCACUGCAGGCUUCUGCACAUCAACACCAGAGAGCCCCGUGUGUGGAAUGAGCCCCACCAGGGGUUACUUAACGUUCCCCAACGAGUGUUAUCUCCAUGCAGAGAACACAUGCAACUACGAAGAUUUUGCUGUAGCUCACACUGGCGUGUGCACCAAAGAGGAACUGGGGAAGAUCUGCACUGCUGAGUGCUGUGCUGAUGUACCACUGGCGCCGGUCUGUGCACUCAGUCCUGCUAAGGUUCAUCACACUUUCAAGAACCUGUGCUAUCUCAAUGCGGAGAACAUGUGCAAAGAUGCAGGUUAUGAGUUCAAACAUAAUGGCAAAUGCACCAUUCCUGAAGUGAAAGGACAAUGUCCGCUCUCGUGCACUGAGGAGUACAAGAGUGUUUGCGGGUACAGUGGCACGUACGGGUACAAGACAUUCUCCAACAAGUGUGUGUACGAGUUGGAGAUUAACUGCUACUUCACCGAUUAUGAAAUCGUUCAUGACGGGGAUUGCACUGAACAAGAACUGGGAAAGAACUGCGAACUGCAAUGUUCGAAAGAUUACCGGCCGGUCUGUGGUCUGAGUCCUACAGUCGGCUACAAGACCUUCACUAACAAGUGUAUCUUCGUCCAAGAAAUUUCUUGUCUCGGUAAAGAUUACGUCUACAAACAUGGAGGAGUAUGCAAAGUCCCGAAUGUCCCACCAGGUUGUCCUGCCAGCUGUACUAAAGAGUACAACCCGGUCUGUAGCUUCAGCCCUUCGACAAAAACCUUCAAGACCUUUUCUAACAAGUGUCUGUUGGCAGCUCACAACAAAUGCAGUACCUCAGAUAAUGAUUACUUGUUAGUUCAUUCUGGGGAAUGCACGAAUCAUGAGACCCAGAACGACUGCAAUCGGAAUUGCGGAGACCUGUACAGUCCAGUAUGUGGCAUCAGUCCUACGGCCGGAUACAAGAACUUCAAAAACAUAUGUUUGUUCGUCAAGAGCAUUACAUGUUCCGGUUCAGAUUACAGCCUUGCUCAUGAGGGAUCUUGUACAGUCCCGGAAGGGCCGGUGCAGGGAUGCCCAGUGAUCUGUACUCAAGAGUACAGACCUGUCUGCGCCUUCAGCUCCAGCAAGAAGUCCUUCAGAACCUUCUCCAACCUCUGCCAACUGGAAGGAUCAAACAAGUGCAAGUACGACAGUGAUUACAUUUUCGUUCACUCAGGAGCUUGUACUGAAGGGGAACUGGGAAACAACUGCUCUAGGACCUGCGUUGGACAAGAGGGUGCCCCCGUGUGUGCCGUUAGUGGUACUCGAGGUUACGCCACCUUCAGCAGCCUGUGUGAUCUCAUUUUGAGCACAAACUGUCGUUCUUCAGAUUAUCAACUCUCCCACACAGGAAACUGCAAGUCACCUCCAGGACAACCUGAAGGCUGCCCAAUCCUCUGUUCCAGCCUCAGCUCUCUCGGACCCAUAUGUGCGUUCAGCCUCUCCAGCCACAAGUUCAAAUCCUUCAUCAGCGAGUGUGUAUGGAAGGCUGGCAACAAGUGCUACUAUGAUAAUGAUUACGUAAAAGUCCAUUCCGGCGAGUGCACUAUUGAGGAGAUUGAAAGUAACUGUACUUGUACUUGCGACGAAAAUUACAACCCCGUAUGUGGUCAUAGUCCUACAUUAGGGUACAAGUCUUACCAAGAUAUUUGUUCCUUCAUUUUAGAUGUCUCCUGUCUUGGCUCAGAUUUCACAUUUUCUUCCCAAGGAGUUUGCGUUAGUCGAGAAGUGCCGCCUGUGAACUGCUCGGCGCCUUGUCCCCUGUCUCUCAACUCUGUAUGUGGGUACGAUACUGUGUGGAGAACCUUCAAGACGUUCGCCGGAGACUGCGAACUGCAAGUAGAAAACAGCUGCAACAACGGGAAUUACGUGUUGGCACAUUCUGGCAGUUGUACGUCUGAAGAGACGGGAAACAAUUGUCAACGCACCUGUUCUAAAGAAAGAAAUCCUGUAUGCGGUCUCAGUCCAACCUUAGGCUACAAGACCAUAAGUAACAUAUGUUUGUUCAUUCUUGAAACCUCGUGUUAUGGUGCUGACUAUGUUUUGGAUCAUCCUGGAGAGUGUACAUCAGAAGAAAAAGGAAAGAAAUGUCAUGAAAAAUGCACCACCGAGUACAGCCCUGUGUGUGGGAGGAACCCACGUAAAGGUUACAUGACGUUCCCUAACCUGUGCGAACUGGAGGUUGCGAACAAGUGUAGCUAUGCAGAUUACUCCUUAGUCCACGAUGGAAAAUGCACUGAAAAAGAGCGAGGUGGUGUGUGUAACCAUAUCUGCCCCCUUAUAUACGACGCAGUGUGUGGCUACAGCUCUAUAAAAGGAUAUAAAACCUUCGCCAGCACAUGCUUCAUGGAUAGAGAAAACAGCUGCACAUACUCAGAUUAUACUGAAACUCACAGUGGGAAGUGUACACCGGAGGAGCUAGGAAACAAAUGUAAUCGUAUUUGCGAAUUGGUCUAUUCUCCUGUGUGCGGAAAUAGUCCCAAGAAGGGAUACAAAACCUUUCCAAACUUUUGCCUUCUGGAUAGAGAAAACAGCUGUGAUUAUCAAGACUUUGGGGUUGUUCACAAUGGUGAAUGCUUCGCCUGGGAACUAUGUGUAAACUGCGGCUAGAUCACUAAAAGUCUACUGUAUACCGUUGUUAACUCGUAUUUUAUGUUUAUUGUAAACUUUCCAAAAACUUUUUGAAUUUAGCUAACACAAAGUCAAUUUAAAAAUAUAACAUUUACUACAAUAUGUAACGAUCGUAUAAAACUACAAAUUAAAAUAUG